Hypomesus transpacificus is the source of this 3262-nucleotide messenger RNA. It is a transcript of the gene bmpr1aa, whose product is annotated as bone morphogenetic protein receptor, type IAa. Gene Ontology annotation, biological process: cellular response to growth factor stimulus; dorsal/ventral pattern formation; protein phosphorylation. Gene Ontology annotation, molecular function: transforming growth factor beta receptor activity, type I; ATP binding; SMAD binding. The coding region runs from base 777 to 2366 and encodes 529 amino acids. NCBI's taxonomy places the organism in Eukaryota, Metazoa, Chordata, Actinopteri, Osmeriformes, Osmeridae. The transcript has 13 exons. Gene Ontology annotation, cellular component: signaling receptor complex; plasma membrane. The record is from RefSeq and is a predicted model, not a curated record.
GCUGCCGUGAUUGGAAGGUUUUUUGGUAUGGAAUGAUCUCGUCUCGCUCAGGGCUGGUAUGUGUGCUCCAAAUGGCAAAGACAGCCACAGUCUGAACUACGAGCGAACAGAACAAGACCGAUCGUCACGGGUUUUUUUGGAAAUAUAUGGACAUUCGCGCAACUUUUUCCCGAUAUUAAGAAAUAUUUGGAAAACGUGGACAGGUACAAAGUCAACACUCUACUGCAGUAAAAAAGGUCUCCAUGGUGCCAUGCUUGUCUGCUGUGACCAGUGUCUGUGAGAUCCGACCCCCCAUGGAUGUGGAUGUUCUCCAGCGCCAGCAACGCUUCGCACACACCUCCCCCUCAGCAUGUUCCUGCACUAUGGAUCCUCCUGUGAGGGUUGUGGACCCAGGGAGCCUGUGAGAACGAAGAUUUGAGAUUCUCGCCCAGAGCCAACGUUGCCCCCCCCCCACCUGUCUCCCUGCCCCCGAGUACUCUCCCCUCCACCAGCCUCACCUCCAGCCCCACAGCCCUGUCGGAGCCCCACCUCACCUCCGCCCCCCUAGCCCUCUCAGAGAGUCCCUCACCUCCACAGCCCCGUCAGAGCUCCACCUCACCUCCAGGUGAACAAGCAGAGGAGUGGAACCAGGAUCAGGAGCUCCCCCCUGCUGAGGCCUAUAGGCCUCCCUCCACACCCCCAGCCCCUCCAGACCCCCAGCCCCAGCAAACCCUCCACACCCCCAGCCCCAGCAGACCCUCCAGACCCCCGCACGCAGCACCCCAGCCUGCAGUGGGAUGUCAGGCCUCGCCCUCUACGUGGCUGCAGUGGCAGUCAGCAUACUGCUCACCCUCGGAGCUCAAGCAGGUCAGAACCCGGACCACAUGCUCCACGGCACGGGGGCCAAACACGAGGGCCGGCGGCCCGGGGACGACUCGACGGUGGCCCCGGAGGACGCGGCGCGCUUCCUCAGCUGCCACUGCUCGGGCCACUGUCCCGAGGACGCCAAGAACAACACGUGCGAGACGAACGGCCAGUGUUUCGCCAUCAUAGAGGAGGAUGAGUACGGCGAAGUCAUCCUGACCUCAGGCUGCAUGAAGUACGAGGGCUCGCACUUCCAGUGCAAGGAUUCACCCAGGGCCCAGACCAGGAGGACCAUCGAAUGCUGCCAAAAGGACUUCUGCAACCGCGACCUUCAGCCCACGCUGCCGCCGCCUAUAGAAACCAGUUCUUACUUUGGCAGCGCCCACUGGCUGGCCUUCUUCAUCUCCAUGACGGUGUGCUGCUGCACCCUCAUCUGCAUCACUGUGGUCUGUUACUACAGAUACAAGUGGCAGACGGAGAGGCAGCGCUACAGCCGCGACCUGGAGCAGGACGAGGCCUUCAUCCCGGUGGGGGAGUCCCUCAAAGACCUCAUCCACCAGUCCCAGAGCUCCGGCAGUGGCUCCGGGCUCCCCCUGCUGGUGCAGCGCACCAUCGCCAAGCAGAUCCAGAUGGUGCGUCAGAUCGGCAAGGGGCGCUACGGCGAGGUGUGGCUGGCGCGCUGGCGCGGGGAGAAGGUGGCCGUGAAGGUCUUCUUCACCAGGGAGGAGGCCAGCUGGUUCCGAGAGACGGAGAUCUACCAGACGGUCCUCAUGAGACACGAGAACAUCCUGGGCUUCAUCGCCGCCGACAUCAAGGGCACGGGCGCCUUCACCCAGCUCUUCCUCAUCACCGACUACCACGAGAACGGCUCGCUGUACGACUACCUCAAGUUCACCACGCUGGACACGCAGGGCCUGCUGCGGCUGGCCUACUCGGCGGCGUGCGGCCUCUGCCACCUGCACACGGAGAUCUACGGCACGCAGGGCAAGCCGGCCAUCGCCCACCGCGACCUGAAGAGCAAGAACAUCCUGAUGAAGAAGAACGGCACGUGCUGCAUCGCCGACCUGGGCCUGGCCGUCAAGUUCAACAGUGACACCAACGAGGUGGACGUCCCCCUGAGCAGCAGGGUGGGCACGCGCAGGUACAUGGCCCCGGAGGUGCUGAGCGAGAGCCUCAACAAGAACCACUUCCAGGCCUACAUCAUGGCCGACAUCUACAGCUACGGCCUCGUCAUCUGGGAGAUGGCCCGCCGCUGCGUCACAGGAGGCAUCGUGGAGGACUACCAGCUGCCCUACUACGAGAUGGUGCCCUCGGACCCGUCCUAUGAAGACAUGCUGGAGGUGGUGUGCGUGAAAGGACUCCGGCCCACCGUCUCCAACCGGUGGAACAGCGACGAGUGUCUCCGAGCCAUGCUGAAGCUGAUGUCAGAGUGCUGGGCCCACAACCCCGCCUCGCGCCUCACCAUUUUACGAGUCAAGAAAACCCUCGCCAAAAUGGUGGAAUCACAGGACAUCAAAAUUUGACCUAGCCCCCCACACACCACCCAGACCCCCAUCGCCCACCCCACCCCCACGUCCCACCCCUUUCACCCCUCCACUGUACCUAACACGGCAUGACUGAGCGGUUUGGAGGCAAAGUGUGCGACAGAACUACAAGUCCCAUGAUGCUGAGCACGACACCUCUGCUCUGGAGGGGAAGAGAAGCAGGGUGGGGACAUAUGAGCACCAGGACCCUGUCACCGGGGCCUCGAGCCCCCUCUCCCUACCCCACACACAUCCUCCACACAACCACAGCGGGCAGAGGAAAACUGCCAUUCAGGAUGGGCUGUCCUCCUACACAAACUCCACCAGGUCGACGCUUUCCUCUCAUUGGCCGGAAAAGGAAGAACCGGGUCUUAGGGAAACAGAGUGCCGGGGGGUUUUGCUGAUGCUUUCUGUGAAAGCCAAUCGUGUCGCGGCUCUCUGGCACGCGCCUGUGAGAUGGUUGACGGACAGAAAGGAUUACCCACUCAGAAGAGCCAGAGCCGCGCUUUCCGCACGACGACGCCGCCCCAGUAGGCCUCACCACCACCCGCCAGUCACGUUUUUUAUUUUGCCGUCAACAUUGAAAAUGCCAAUUUUGUUUUGUAUUUUUAUCUUCAGGACACCUCUUCUCCUGCCAUAUCGAAAUAUAUCUUGCUACUCCUAAAGUAGAGCAAUUAUGGAAUAAGGUACUAUAAUAAUAUGUGAAUUUAAUAUGUAAAUACAAUUGUAUCAAUAGAUGCCGUGCCUAACCCUUAAAAAAAAAAGAAGAAUAUGCUGCAAUGUUAUUCACGUCCAGUGGAUUCAAAAACACGACAUGCUUUAGGAGCUACGAGCAAUACUAGACUACCAAGGACUUUAAUACAAGGGCAUACCUGACUCGCCUUAAAAGAAAAAGA